CUUCUUUAAAAGACACUUACACCCACAUAAAUUCCCUCCAAAUCCUUCACAUUUCCUUCAAAAUUCCAAAUAUUUUCUUGGCCACCAAACACAACGACAACACUUCAAAGUUCUUCAUCAUGCAUCAAUUCUAGCCAAACAAAUUUUUGACAAAGGUUCCAUCUUUCCGCAAUGGGGUCAGCAGCGUCCUCGAUGGCAGCCAAGUUUGCGUUCUUCCCACCCGAUCCACCAUCUUACAGUGUGUUUUCCGAUGACAAGAUCGUCGGGAAAUUGAGGAUGUCGAACGUGGAGGAGAGAGAAAAUGUGGAUGUGCUGAAAGUGAAGACAAAGAGAAGGAAUGAGAUUGUGUGUAUGUAUGUGAAGAACUUUUGUUCUUCAUUGACAGUGCUUUAUUCCCAUGGAAAUGCUGCAGAUCUUGGCCAGAUUUACCAACUUCUCAUUCAACUUAGUCUUCAUUUGGGUGUCAACAUUAUUGGGUAUGAUUAUUCUGGCUAUGGACAGUCCUCUGGAAAGGCAAGUGAAGAAGACACGUACGCGGACAUAGAAGCAGUCUACAAAUGCUUACAAGAAACGUACGGUGUAAAAGAAGAGCAAACAAUUCUGUACGGACAAUCUGUCGGAAGUGGGCCCACUUUGGAACUGGCCACACGGCUGCCUGCGGCGAGGGCCGUCGUCCUCCACAGCCCAAUUCUCUCCGGCCUCCGUGUCCUCUAUCCUACUCUCAAGAAAACUUUCUGGUUUGACAUUUACAAGAAUGUUGACAAGAUUCCACUAAUUGAUUGCCCAGUGUUAGUUAUUCAUGGAACUGAAGAUGAAGUUGUGGAUUUUUCCCAUGGAAGGCAACUAUGGGAGCUUUGCAAAGAUAAGUAUGAACCUUUGUGGCUCAAAGGAGGAAACCAUUGUGACUUAGAACUUUUUCCACAAUACUUAACUCAUCUUCGUAACUUCAUUUCUGCCGUACACAAGCUACAUCCUUCAAGGAACAUCAACCUUAAACAAUACGACAUUAAUAAUCCACAACAAGCUGAUGAAAGAAACAAAAAAUCUAGAGUUAGCAAUAGUAGUAGUCGUCUUGAGAAAUCAAGACCAAGCACCGACUACAAGCUCAAGGACGAUGACAAGUCGAGGAACAGCAUGGAUCAGUUGUUAAAGUCGAGGCACAACUCGGAGAAACCGCGAAACAGUUUUGAUCGGUUGGGAGAUAUAGUCAGGUCGGUUGGAUUGUGCAAUGUUGUCGAUUGUUUGAAGCACCCGACUGCAGAAACUUGAGAUGGGAAAAUGAUAAAUGUAAAUGCUUUCCCUUUCCUUGUGUGCUUUGGACUUGUGUAUAUUUCUUUUAGAUUUUUUGGUUGAGAUGUUUUGGGAUCAAUUUUGAUAGCUUAAGUUCCUCCUAAA
Molecule: messenger RNA, 1395 nt
Organism: Benincasa hispida (wax gourd)
Lineage: Eukaryota; Viridiplantae; Streptophyta; Magnoliopsida; Cucurbitales; Cucurbitaceae
Source: RefSeq, a predicted model, not a curated record